AUGGCGGAAAUCAUGGGCCAAGCCGCGGCCAACACCGACCCGGACGACAUCGAUGCGGAUGGCGAAUACGAGAUGGACGAUGUAGAGUACGCGCCUGGCCCGCCUAUCGAGGACAUGCCUGAUGCUGAAGGCCAAACUACAGACGCCGAAGGUUCAGACGUGGAUGCCGAGGGCGAAGAUGUCGAUGCUGAGGGUGAAGAUGUGGACGCCGAGGGUGAAGAGGUGGACGACGAUGAGGACGAAGCAGAGCCCGUCGGUGCUGUCAAAAUCGCACUGCGUCGACCCAGGUCCGACGACGAGGAAGAGGACUAUGAUGGCGACGAUGUCGCGAGAGAAUCCUCCGAUGCCAAGUCCAGCGACAGCGACGAGUCAAGCAACCUUGAUUCCGAAGAGGAGAACCAAUGGCAGGCGAGCGAUGGUGGUGAAGAGGAUGAAAUCAUCAGGUCGAACAACCCCAACGUGUGCAUAUAUUGCAAUCUAGACGAGGAUAACGACCCCAGCCCGGAAUUCGAGGAGUACCUCUCUUGCGCCCAGUGCGGAGACAAUGCACAUCGGCAAUGCGCGCGUAACGCUAAUACGCUUAGUCCCGAUGACGAUGCAAAGCUGUGGCGCUGCGAAGGAUGUAUCAACAACUUCCCAACGGAAGCAGAAGAAGAGGCAGAUGAGCCUUCAGCUCGUCGGAGACGUUCGUCUGCGAACAAAUUGACCAAAGAGUUGCUCCCUUCACAUCGUGGGGUUGACCCCGAAGGACAUUCAAUCUUCAAAGAGCUAAUUCUUCCCGACGAAUCAGCAGAUGGAAUACGUUCGCUGCGCAAACGCAAGACUUCGCAGGAAGAGGAAGCGCCGAUUCCGUCAAGGCAAACACGGAAGAAGCGGAGACCUUCCGAAGCAUCCAACUCAGAUGCGGCGCCAUCAGUGCCUGCAGUCUCACCCCGGCCACCUUCAAGAAGCGUACGAAGUGCUCGUAGCGUCAUGACGGAUGGUCACGAGAGUGGAGGCGAGGCAGAGCACACUGGUUCAGAUCGAGAGGCAGGUCGCUUACGACCAGCGCGAGCACGUCGUGGUCAGCCUAAGAGGACCGACAAACGACCACUCGCAUGGAUCGAAGAGGCCCAGCCUGGAAGCCUGAUUAUCGCUUUCCAUCUCAACAACGAGAAAGUCCAGAAGAUUGUCACCGCCAAGCCCAAAGUAAAGACACUCACGCGCGAGCAAGAGCGACAGGAGAGGCGGCGCGAGAGGGAUAGAGAACGUCGCGAAAGAAACCGUCGGGCUGCACAGGCUGCACGAGAAUCCUCAGAGGUCUUGCAUUACCCAACAAUACACAUUCAAAAUGCCGCUCCGUUCCCAGGCUUCACCGACAGGGAGCCAGACGAGGUCAAGAGCAAGCCCUACGGUGGUGUACUUUCAGAAGCGGAUGCCGAUACAUCGAAGACUUAUCCUUCGCCCGCCGACCGGAAGCGGUUCGACGAUGCUCGCAUCAAGGCUGAAGAAGAAUGGAAAGUGAAGCAGGCCGCACUUUACCCGCCCGAACCACUCCGGUCGCACAAGCAAGCAACCACGGCGAGCAAGAUCAAAUGCGUCAAUUUCGGUGGCUGGGAGAUCGACACCUGGCACGCUGCGCCAUAUCCUGAAGAGUACAGCAAAAACCGGGUGCUUUACAUAUGCGAGUUCUGUCUCAAGUACAUGAACUCGGAUUACGUGGCAUGGCGGCAUAAGCUCAAAUGCCCAGCGAAGCACCCUCCUGGCGACGAGAUUUACCGUGACGGCAAGUACUCUUUCUUCGAGGUCGAUGGCCGAAAGAAUCCAGUGUACUGCCAGAAUCUCUGUUUGCUCGCCAAGUUGUUCCUCGGUUCCAAGACGCUAUACUACGAUGUCGAGCCCUUCUUGUUCUACGUCAUGACAGAAAAUGACAACUUCGGGUGUCAUUUCGUCGGCUACUUUUCGAAAGAGAAGCGUCCCAGCUCGCUCAACAACGUUUCUUGUAUUCUCGUACUUCCCAUUCACAUGCGCAAAGGCUACGGACAAUACCUGAUCGAGUUCUCCUACCUCCUGACGCGCGUGGAGAGAAAGACUGGAAGUCCUGAGAAACCUCUGAGUGACAUGGGUUUGGUGAGUUAUCGGAAAUACUGGCGGCUUGUCCUGUGUGAGGAACUACUGCAACAAAAGGCUGCGAUCAGCAUAUCGGCUAUAUCAGAUCGCACCGGCAUGACACCUGAUGACAUUGUAUCAGCGUUGGAAGGCCUACGAGCUCUCGUGCGCGACCCUGUCACGAAGAAGUACGCGCUUCGCCUUGAUUUGAACUACUUCAAGUCAUACAUUGAGAAAUGCAACGCUGCAGGCAACCCGAAAAUUAACCCGGAAUGUCUGAUAUGGACACCAUACGUCAUGGGACGUCUAGGCCAGUACGAAGAUGGACCCGCCCUGCAGACAGUGCAACAGCGCGACGAAAUCGAAGAAGAAGACAAGCCCGCACACGAGGAAGGUGUACAGAUGGCAGCCGCGAAAGCCAACGGUACAGGCGACGAAGCAGACGGCCCCCACCCCGUCGAAGACUCUGUCAACGGCGGCUCACCAGUCCCCGGCACACCCCUCGCAAACGGCUCCACCGUCGCACUCGCCGGCUCCCACAUGGACGAACCCGCAAUCCCGCCCUCCCGUUACGAAAUCUUUCCUCCCAUCCCCGGCCAACCUGCACAGCGCCGCCGCCCAGGCCGCCCCUUCGGCACCCGCCGACGUACCAGCACCCCCAAUCGCGUCCGCAACACAUCCCUCUCCAUCAACACCGCCCCCGUAUCGAAAAUGCAACUCUCGCCCAGCCGCGGCGCAAAAGCCCUUAUGUCGCCCUCCGCCAACGGCGCCCUCACACCGGGUACUAUCUCCCUCCGGCGUACACGCAGUCGCCUCGGCGAAAGCGUCACCAAUGGCGACGACGUCUCAGACGGAGGCGCGGUUAAAGCUGUUGUUGUCAAUGGGAGGAGGAGUACAAGAAGCUCUGCUAGCUCGAGGGGUAGCAUUGACUUCAAGGGCAAGGGCAAAGCGCUGCCCAUUGAAGAGGAACAAGAACAAGAACAGGAGCAUGAUGAGGACAUCGACGCCGAUGGCGACUAUGAUGAGGAAGAGGGGGACAUGGAUGUUGAUGCCGAGGGCGAGGAGGACGAUGAUAUCAUCAUGCAGGAUGCAUGA
Alternaria triticimaculans is the source of this 3183-nucleotide messenger RNA. RefSeq lists its product as uncharacterized. The record is from RefSeq and is a predicted model, not a curated record. Lineage: Eukaryota; Fungi; Ascomycota; Dothideomycetes; Pleosporales; Pleosporaceae. Gene Ontology annotation, biological process: regulation of DNA-templated transcription. The transcript has 5 exons. Bases 1 to 3183 code for a protein of 1060 amino acids. Gene Ontology annotation, molecular function: histone acetyltransferase activity.